Strigops habroptila (Kakapo) is the source of this 5387-nucleotide messenger RNA. It is a transcript of the gene PHETA2, whose product is annotated as PH domain containing endocytic trafficking adaptor 2. The coding region runs from base 551 to 1366 and encodes 271 amino acids. The transcript has 3 exons. Gene Ontology annotation, cellular component: trans-Golgi network; recycling endosome; early endosome. Gene Ontology annotation, biological process: endosome organization; receptor recycling; retrograde transport, endosome to Golgi. NCBI's taxonomy places the organism in Eukaryota, Metazoa, Chordata, Aves, Psittaciformes, Psittacidae. The record is from RefSeq and is a predicted model, not a curated record.
GCCCCGCUGUGCCCCACAGCCGCCUCCUCCCGGUGGUGUCGCCCCCCUGCGCUGCGGCACCCUGUCAGCAUUGCGCCCAGUCGGUACCGCACCCCACGGCUGUUGCACCCCACUGCCGUUGCCUCCCACUGCCGUUGCCCCCGGCUGCUGGCGCGCUGCCACCGCCGCAUCCCAAUAGUUACAUUGGGAGGAGGGGGGGAAGGGGAUAGGCUCCCGAGUGGGACCGCAGGGGUAUCCGGAGGAGCGAGGAGGUGCGGGAGGUGCCGCUGCGGCCGGCGGGGCGGUGCUGCCGGCGCGGCCCUCCCCCGACCCGCCGCGGCCGGCACCGGCUGCCGCGCACGGCCGCGCACCGCCGGCAGCGCCGCCGAGCAGGAACGGCCCGAGCCAGGGAUGGGGCUCAGCACUGUGAAGCUUCAGAGGCCCUCGGCAAGGGAGCAGCCUGCCCAAGGAAGACAGCAAGGGGUUGUGGUCUGACCCGCACAGCCGGUACAGCACCUUGCACCCCGCUGACAGUGAACCUCCUGGAGCUGGGGGUGCUGCUGGCUGGGCGAUGAAGCUGAAUGAGCGGAGCGUGGCUCACUACGCUACCUGCGACUCACCCACUGACCACGCUGGCUUCCUCCGCAAGCGUGUGGAGCGGCAUCACCACCAUACACAUCACCACCAUGCUACCUCCUACCAGCGCCGCUGGUUCGUCCUUAAGGGCAACCUCCUUUUCUACUUCGAGGAGCGGGAGAGCCGGGAGCCCGUGGGGCUGGUGGUGCUGGAGGGCUGCACCGUGGAGCUGUGUGAGGCUGCUGAGGAGUUUGCCUUCGCCAUCCGCUUUGAUGAUGCUGGUGCCAGGGCUUAUGUGCUGGUGGCUGAUGGGCAGGCUGCCAUGGAGGCCUGGGUGAAGGCUCUAUCACGGGCCAGCUUCGACUACAUGCGGCUGGUGGUGAGGGAGCUGGAGAAGCAGCUGGAGGAGGCCUGCAAGAGCUUGGCUGCUUGCCGCCAGUCCCCGCGGAGGUCCUCCUCCUCCAGCAGGAAGAGGCACCUUUCCAACCCUGCCUUGCUGCCUCUCCAGGAGAAGCCUGCCGUCCUGGAGAACGGUUACUCCACGUGGGGUAGUGGUGGUGCUGUCCCUGGGGGGGCCACCUGCCCUGACCGUGAUGGGGGGCAAGCGAAGCCCCCUCCCCUGCCUCCACGCCGGCGCUCGGCUGCCGGCAGCGCUGCGGGGUCCCCGGCGCCUGGCCUCUCGCCAGGCAUGACCGAGAGCCCGGUGUCACCGGAGACAGCCUGUUUCUCCAAGCUGCACGGCUGGUACGGGCAGGAGAUUGCAGUGCUGAGACGGGAAUGGCAGGAGAGGCAGAAGAGGGGACACCCAUGACCCGGGGCACGGGGUGCGAGCCACUGGCCAGCCAAUGCACAGCAAGCUGUCCCCCAUGGGAAGAACAAAGUGAGGGACACUGCUUGUCCCCUGCCCUGGUUGGUGGCUGAGUGUGCGAUGUGUGUGUGCUUCAUGGGGCAUGUGGGAGGGACACGAAUCUUCCCCAAACCUCAUGUUUCAUUUCCCUGAGGCUUUAUACAGCUGGAGAGUGUGUAAUACCAGGGGAGCUGCCUUUGAAUGCUCCUCUGCUGGUGAUAUGAGGUGUGGACGGGGCCCAAAUCAGCACAUAUGCAAUGAACCUCACCCAAUGGGCUUUGUCCCCCGCUAUCUUGGUGUGGAUGAUGCUCUGGGUGCUUCAUUGCCUGCCUUUGCUUCGCACUACUUUUUGGUUUUGUUUCUCAGCAUGGGAGUUCGCACAGGUCAGCAUUUAUUAUUGUCUGUGGUCUUCUGCCAAAUUCCUUCUGCCUUUGCUCUUUCAUGGCAGAUAAGGCUGGGCUCUUACGAAAUGCCUCCAAAGGGCCACUGGCCCUGGAGGUGCCUCCAGCCUUGUGCCUCUCCCCACAGGACACUCUGAGAUGCUGCGGCUGUGGCUGGCCCAGCAGCUGCAGCAAUGAGGACUGGGCUCUUGUGUUGCUGGUCUUUUUUUAACUUCCGUAUGCACUAACCAUCCUCCCUGCUAAAUCCUUCAGGAUGUGGAUUUCAUGGGCUUGCAUCCUUCUCUUUGGGUGCCUGAGAUCAGCAGCAAGGCUGAAAUGGAGACACCGAGCCUGGUCUGAAGCAACAGCAAGGACCAGAAGCUCCCAGGGCUGAUCUGGACUCUUGAGCGGUAGCCAAGCCUGUUAAUAUCUCAAUCUCAAGCCUUCCCUGUUCUAAAACAGGGAUGCUAAAGCCUCUUUGCCUGGGCAGGGGUGAAUUUCUCUGCCCCUGCUAAGUGCCGCAUAGGGCUCAGCCGUCUCACUGGGCAGUGUGCCCGAGACAGUGUCCAGAGCCACAUUCUUGCAGGGCCUCUCACACUGUUGUGGCUCUGUCCAGCUCUGGGCAGAGCUGCGCAGUUGGAGGAGUGGGAAGGAGGAGAGGGCUGCUCCCAGAAGUGGGAGUGUGGGAGUGAGUUACAGGUAGCUCUGACUGCAUGUCAGCAGUGUCUGGGCUUGCCUCUCCGGCGUCAAAGCUGUAUCGCUGCCUUCUACCAAAGCCAGCACCCGACCUGCCAAGUGUUUCCCGCUGAUUUCAUGUCGGCAUCAAUCAGCUGAUAUGUGUAGCAUGUCCCAUCCUCCCAGCGCACGAGGAGGGCAGCGGGGAGGCAUGCUUGUCGCUUUGCUGCAGAAACAGACUUGUCCUUCAGUAGGUCAGAAUCCUUGGCCAUGAAGCAGAUGGUACAAGUAUGUGGGUGCUGUGUCCAGAGGCUCUUAACACCCUGGAGAGGGGGUUUAUAAAUCUUCUCCCUUAUCUUACUGGCAAGGGCUGUUUCUCAGAACUGAAAAAAUACACAGAACAAUCUUGUGCUUCCUAUCUAACAGUGUUAAACCUGUUUUAUUGCCCUGUUUUAUUAAGGAGCCUUGCUAGGAAACCAAGAGGCAGUUCCAGGUCAUGAUGGACAGGAACCUAUUUGCCUUUCUGGAGUUAAAUGCACUCAGCUUGAUACUUUGCAAUAGCCAGUAGAGAUUGCCAAUGCAGAAAUCAAAAGACUUCCAUUAACUCUUGGUGCCUUUGAAAAUAUACCUCUGGUAGUUCUGGAUGAUGAGCUUCCAGCCUCCUGCCUAAUUAUAGCUCGAUGCUAUAUUAGAGGAAAUCAGAUCUUAAAUCAGAUCUCUCAGAUACAAUUCCAGGCAGCGGGCGUGUUACCUUCACAUGCGAGUGAUGCAAUCUAGUCCUCUCCAGUUCGUGCCUGUAUUUCUUCACAGUAAGGAUCUUUGAGUUUGGCAGGAUUCUUUUUAUUCUGCUUUUUUAAGUGAAAACAGUUCAGAAAAACUAGGAGCAGGUGGCCACAGGCCAGUGCCCAGGCUCUGUCAGCAGCCCAGCUGGCUGGACUUAGGGGCCAGCCCUGCAUCCCUACCUGCUGCUUGAAUUGUUCAGUGCUGCAGCAUUCCCAGCUGGAAACCUGUGCCCUUCCUCAUGUCAGGGCAGCAGCAUCAGGGGAUGGCACUACUUGGUGCCUCCUCACUUUGCGUGUGGGUAUUUUAGGACCAUCAGAUUUAGCAAGCAUUUUUCUGUGGUUAUUUUUUCUCUUCCAUGUAAUACAGAGAGAAGAAUAUUCCUGAUGUCUCAGACUUACAUAAGGCAGUUGGAUGGUAAAGAUUUAACUUCCAAAAUCAAUCAAAAUGUGAUGGCAGUUCCUCCAUGAGACCCAAGAAUCAUGAGCGACUUGAAAGGGAAAAUAAAUUAACAAAGCCAGUUCUAUCAAAACUGGAACCAAAACUGUAUUAUUCAUUUAAAGGCAGUUUCACUUUUAAGAAGCUUAGUUUGUUUUAAUAAGCCAGGAUUGUGCUAGUAACACUACUAAAGAGCUUAUAUUUAAUGCUUUAAUCUGUCCCAUUCAAAUGGCACAGUUUGCACACUACCUGCCUUUACAUUAGCACAUAUCCCAGCUAAAUCCUUAAUCCUGCAAAUGAGGCGCUGCGCUCUGCCUUCUGUCUGAUCGCAUUUGGAGUAAUUCUGUGGUUCAUUCUGCCGCGCUGAGAAGGAAAUGGCUGAAUCCCAAUCGGUAUUUGUCCUCAGCCGAGCUGUCCGUGCCUGGGCCUUUGCUAGGUCACCAGAGUGCUGCCUGACUUUGGAUGAGCUUGGUCAGGGCUUCCUCACCAUCCUGCUCACGUAGCAGGGAUGGCCCUUUUGUGAGUAAAAAGAGCUGUAACAGGAGCCCUGCUCAAAUCUGUUUGGGAGUACAGGGUUUUUAAUGACCGCUGCCACUUGCUUCAUUAGGCAAGAAGCACCUGUGUGCUCCGCCACCUCCUCUGAGAUGGAGCUAGCAAACCAGCUCUGCUGAGUCUGGCUUGUACUGGCAGCGCCUUUGGAACAGCCCCUGGGCAGAAGGUCGGGAUUUCAGCUUCCUGAGGUCGCACAUGUAUCUGGCUAAUGGAGCGUCCUGUCAGCCUGCAGGCACAAAUUGUUACAGGAAAAGCAGAGAGUUUUCACUGCACGUUGUCCCCGACAGCAAAAUAAGACUGAUUGCCACACACUGUUUUUCUCCGAUCAUUCAGGUUUCGACUGUUUCACCUCCUGCCUUUGCUUUCCCUUGUUAUUUUUUAAAAAUAGAAAAUAUCUGGGCAGCACAGGUUUCCUAGCAAAAGGGGAACUGAACACUUAAAGCAGGAUGGCUACUGAAGUCAAAUGAUUUUCUAAGAGUUUUCUUUAACAUAAUAACGCAAAAGCGAUGAGACAAAAAUGCUUGAAUUUAAAAGAAACUGAAGACUGAAACAGGGAGGGCAAUUCUGCCAUGGCCUUUGUAAGCUGUGCCAAGAAGGGCUCCCAAUCCUGCUAAAAGAGUUGGUGGAAUCCUUGCAUUUUUUGGAGGCUGGCAUUUCAGGUUGAGACCACUGUUUUGUUUCUGAACAUUUAUCUUUUUAUAAACCAACAUUUUUCCAUCGAAUCCAGGUCCUAGCAGGUUACUGUAAGCAAGAGUAACCUGACGGUUUCACCCGCCGAUAUUCACGACCAAGACCGGACACUUUCCAUUACAACAGCUACCAAAUAGUUUGGAGGUGGGUGUCUCCCCGAUCUUACCCCUCAGCUGCCUUCACAGAGAAGCCUCAAUACCUUGCUGAAGCUCACAGGGAACGCGUGGAGCUCCCGUGUCCGGGGCACUUUUCUCCAGCACCGAGCACAGUUACCGGGCAACACUACAAGCGACCUGCGGAAACACUCUUGCCUGUUUGAAGGGCUUAAUUUUAGGUAGACGCAUAUCUUCCCAAGAGGCGGUUUUGCAUGCGCCUUUGUUUUACAUGCGGAAAUUGUAUUUUGCAUUUCAAGACGUUUGUUAACGUUUGUAUUUUAUGCCGUGAAGCCAAAUAAACCGUUUUGAUUUGUA